AGGAUGCAGAGAGUGAGUUUGGCUUGAUUAAAACUACCUGAUCUCCAAAGUCCAUGUGUAUAGUCUCUAUCAACCACACACAACGCAGCGUUACAGCGGUGCAGUAUAGCAAGGCAUUGGGAGUGCUAUCUCAUAGUAGUAUAUUUGGAUGGACAGCUUGUGUCCCUGCCCCUGGGCCUGAACAGUCAGCUGAUGGUGUUCUGCAGUGGCCAACGAGCGGUGGUGGAGACUGCUGGGGAUAUCACGCUGACCUUUGACUGGCACGGUGCACGUCAAACUCCCCAGCCCCUACCAGGGGGCAGUCUGCGGCCUGUGUGGCAACUACAACGCCAUGCCCCAGGACGACCUCACUAUGCGCUGGCGGGUGGCCCUUGUGCCUGGCUGCUCCUCUGGAUGCCAGGGGACACAAUGCCAGUCCUGCUCUGACACAGAGAAGAACACGUACAGCUCCCGCUGUGGCAUCAUAGACGACAAGGCCGGCCCCUUUAAAGAGUUCCAUGGCAACGUGGACCCUGCUCCGUACCUGGAGGACUGUUUUCGAUGCCUGUUAUAAUUUGGAUCAGCUUUAAUAUUCCAGAUUGUGGCUUAUACAAAUGUUUGCUUAAUUUCCCAUCCUCAACGAAACAAAUUGUGUAUAUACUUUUUUUCACUCUAAUCGGAGUAAACUACAAUUCAACCCUCUUCCUUGUCCUACAGUUCUCUCCUGUCCAACCAACAGCCACUAUAGCCUCUGUGCCCCAGGCUGCCCUGCCACCUGUACAAGCCUCUCUACAUGUCGCCAGUCCUGUUCUGAGGGCUGCCAGUGUGACAAAGGCUACCUGCUGAGUGGUGACGCCUGUGUACCCAAGGCCCAGUGUGCCUGCUCUCUUAAGAGGGAGACCUUCUACCCCCAGGGUCUGGAACAGUGUACCUGUGGGGAGAACGGAGCAGUCUCCUGCCAGAAGGCCAAGUGUGGUGCCGGGGAGGCCUGUAAGGUGGUAAACGGGGUGUUGGGGUGCCACCCAAUUGGGCAGGCCACGUGUUUGGUGUCAGGUGACCUCCACUACAUGUCAUUCGGACACAGGUUCGACUUCCAGGGCACCUUCGUCUACAUGCUGGCCAAGGUGUGUGAAGACGACAAAGGCAGACUGACCGGCUUCACUGUGACUCAAGGGAUUGAAAAGUAUGGCAAUGGGAAGGUGGCUGUCACUAACAUGAUCGCUGUGUCUGUCACACCUAUGCCAUCAGCAUUGUGCAGGGGAUGAGCUGGAGAGUGAUUAUGGAUGAGGAGCUGGUGAACCUUUCUCUCUCUCUCUGUGCUGGUCGGUUAUGGCGACCCAGGAGGGUUGUAACAUUAUCCUCCAGACAGACUUUGGCCUGCGGGUGCUCUAUGACACCGUGUACUACGUCAAAGUCAUUGUUCCCUCCACCUACCAGAGCAAGAUCUGUGGCAACUACAACACCAAGCCAGACAACGACUUCCGCCUACCAAAUGGGCAGCGUGUAUGAGUUUGGGAAGCGUGGGUGCUGGACCUCCCUGGGGCGGUGUGUGGAGGCUGCGGCGGGCAGUGCCCAGUGUGUGAUCAUGCCAAGGCAUCCCAGUACGGCAGGCUAGACUCCUGCGGCAUCAUGGCAGCAGACAAUGGGCCCUUCCAGGCCUGCCACAAUCAGGUGAACCCGGCAGCAUGCGUGGCCCACUGUGUGUUUGAUGUGUGUGCCAUGGACGGGGACAGAGGGACUCUGUGAGAGCAUCCAGGCUUACGCCAUCACUUGUCAGCACGCUGGGGCCCAGAUACAGGCCUGGAGGAGCGGCUCCUUCUGCUCUGUCUCCUGCCCAGCUAACAGCCAUUACGAGCUCUGUGCCGACACCUGUGGUACUAGCUGUGCCAGCCUGGUGGACUCCUUCACCUGCUCUUCUCGCUGCUAUGAGGGCUGCCAGUGCGACGUGGGCUUCGUCUCUGACGGUGACAAGUUUGUCUUCAUGGAUAUGUGCAGAUGCGUCUCUACGACGGCCUGUAUCUGAUGGCCUCGGCGUGUGAGAAGCUGAUCUGUGCCAGCGGAGAAGUCUGUGGGGUGAAGGACGGGGUCAGACGAUGCCAACUCAAAUAGGGGAACUGCAUGGUCCACCCUGGUGCCAACUUAACCACCUUCAAUUGCGUGAAGGCGGUUAUGAGGUCGCCUCUGACCAGACCUCUGCCCAGUGGUUCAGAGUGGUGGUGAAUGUCUAUCACAAUGUGGCUACAGUCUACGUCUUCUUCAAGUAUGUCACUGUCAACAGCCAGCACCACCUGGGUGAAUAGUCAGAAUGUGUCCCUUCCCAGCACUCCAGUCAGACAGCUGUCUGUCAGCAUCGCCAGUAGGACAGUGGUCAUCAAGAGGAAUUAUGGUGUGCGUGUCACCUACUCCAUCUCCCAGGAGCUAUUCGUUACUGUCGACAACCACCUGGCUGGCAAGGUGUGCGGCGCCUGCCGCAACUACCAUGGUAUUGUCAAGGAUGCCAUGACAACAUCCAACGGGAAAUCCUCCACAGAUGUGACUGUGAUCGUUGGCUACUGGUGGGUUGGGGACUUCUCUAGCUGUGGCCUGUAAGAAUGCUGUUUCUCCAUCUGUACUCAACUCUACAAUGAAGGACUGACAUUUCCUCCUGAAUAUUUGAAUAUUGCACUUUGAAGAAAUCCUGCAUUUCCACUUGCUUAGAAACGAUAAACCAAAGUUGAGUGACCUCAAUUGUUACUAUUGCUCUAUG
This is a messenger RNA of Oncorhynchus masou masou (cherry salmon), 2725 nucleotides long. Its product is annotated as zonadhesin-like. Gene Ontology annotation, cellular component: extracellular matrix. Lineage: Eukaryota; Metazoa; Chordata; Actinopteri; Salmoniformes; Salmonidae. The transcript is spliced from 7 exons. The record is from RefSeq and is a predicted model, not a curated record. Gene Ontology annotation, biological process: regulation of angiogenesis; blood vessel development. Bases 2200 to 2568 code for a protein of 122 amino acids.